AUGCUAGAACUAGGAUGCAUAAGAGAUGCUUUCGUUGUCCAGGAUCUCUAUGCCCCGGAGGUCUUUGGAAGUGAUGGUGUCGAGGCUUUGCUGGGACGCGGCGUCAGCCCUCACGUGUUUACCCCAGACAACCUGAUGCCAGCCGAUCUGGCACAGAAGGCAGGCCAUCGCCCAGUGAUUCAGGCACUGCACGCCCACCAGUGUCCACAGGGCGGCGCGUCUUCCAACCAACUGUACAAGGAGCUGCUAUCAACAGUCACUCGCGGGGACCACGUGCAGGAGGUGUCCCGCCUCCUGUGUAGGGGCGCCCCAGUAGAGUCUCGGGGUGGUCGCUCCGCCCUCAAACUGGCUGUCACCACCGACCGUCCACGUACUGUCAGCCUACUGCUGGCGAGCGGCGCCUCACUCUCUGCCAGCCUACUGCAGGACGCUUGGCAGAGCCCCAACGUGACCCAUCAAGUGCUAGCCACCCUCACCACCGCCUACUGCUGCCGGCUGCGUGCGGAGCAGCGUCGUCUGGUACAAGUGAGCGGCGUCCUUGUGGAUGGCAUCAAAAGUCUCCUGGAAGACAUCGAGGGGGAUACUCCGUGGCAGGCUGCCUGGAGAAGGGGCGAGGACACUAACCGAGCGACUCUCAGCGACCUGCUGGCAAAGGCCGCAGCCGCCAACUGCCCACUGACUGCAUCAUUCCUACACAGUGCAGGAGCGUGGCUUUUCUUUACCCCAGCCUCGGGCAGCAGUGCCCUGCAUGCCGCGCUGGACGCCGGCCACCAGGACAUGGCCGAGUUGCUAAUCAUGGACUUCGGGGCCUGCCCCUACGUGCCGGACUCCGGCGGUCGCCUUCCCCUCCACAUCAUGACCGACAAAGAGCAACAGCAGCUGGAGCAGAGGCUCUUCGAGGAGGAGCGGACGAAACUGGAGGAUCUUGAGCUUCGCCAGAAAGCAGAUCGCGAGAAGGCGGCGGCACGGACCGCGCUGGACGUACAGAGAGUUCUUUUCAACCCCCACAAGAAGGGCGAUGUUCAGACUGUGUCCUCAGAUGAUUGCCGCGCCUGUCUGUUGCUGGCUGUGCGGAAAGGUCUGCUACAGCUGACAUAUCUGCUGCUGCGGGAGGGUCGCCACCCACUGGACGAUGUGCUGGACAAAGCAUGCGGCACUACCGCCCUUCAUGAGGCAGCCUCGCACGGCGAGGACAGCUGCGUGGCGCUGUUGAUGAGCGCCGGCGCCAAACUUCAACAGUGUGACACCUAUGGUCAGACGCCCGGACACCUGGCCGCCAUGUUUGGCCACACAAAAACUUUUGACUUGCUGGCCCAACAAGCUGUGCAGGACCCUCCUUGUCGCGCGGGCACCACUGCUAAGGAAGUGAUGCGAGGAUUUCAGGCGUAUCUGCAGCUUUAUGAAAAAUAUGACGGUAAGCCUCUGAUCCCAUCUGAACGUCGUAAUCCCGACAGCGUCACGAAGAAACUUAUGAAGCAGAUAGAGGUUAGGAAGCUGCAGCAGGAGGCUCAACGAGUGGCUGUUGACUUGUCACGAGGCGAGGCCCUUGAAAUACGUAAGGUGGUGAUGGCGGAACUGAAAGCCAUCAUGGAUAAGGUGUCAGCCGCGUAUCCCACCUACCAAGGCGACCUGAGGCUGGCGGGCAGCUCUCGGGACGGCUCCAAGUUGUACGCCCCCGACGAGUUUGACGUAAAUAUCGUUCUUCACGAGGACGGCGUGGGAGUAAAUGUUAGUGAGAGAAGGGAGGAAGAAGCCCUGCUGAAGGGCAGGUUAGAGAUAUCUGUAAAGACCAACAACCCACACCUUCAGGGGAAUAGUUUCAUGGCCAGUCUGUACGAGAAGGUGCACCGCUGCCUCACUGGCCACACCCUGCUAGAUAAAAGACUGAGCCUGGUGCCGCCGGGCCUGACCAGCACGCAGGUGGGCGUGGGGAUCGCCCUGGCGUGGCAGGGAAAAGAAUACCCCCUGCUGCUGGUUGGCGUGGACCUGGUGCCGGUGCUGGAGGUGCCGUGGCCGAAACAAAUCCCCAGACCCUUCCUCACUCCCGCGGACACCACCACCAUACAGCUCAGUAAUGCCGCGGACGCCACAUGGCGCUGCAGCUUUGCCUUGACAGAGGCAAAGGUGCUGGAGACGUUGAGCCCCGUAGAGCGCCAGGUACAGCUGAUGGGAAAGGUACUUCUUUCCCUCCUGAAGGCAGAGCCCUGGAUGCCACGUCACAAGAAGAGCUUCUGCACCUGGUUUGACACACGGGAGUGGAAAAUUCCUGUGCCGAGCGGGUUCUGCUUCAAGAACGCAUUCCUGCGGUGGUUGGAGCAUAGGAGGUGUGAGGGUGGCAAGCAGCUUGAGGCGGGGCGGGAGGAGGACCCUGCCAGAUGGAUGGCGGAGGUGUUCAGACUGAUGUGUGCAAACCCAGAGGAAUCGCGAGAGCACCUGGCAACUCUGAACAGCUCCGCCUACUUUGGAGGGGACUGUGAGGGCCGCAAACCUGGGGACGGGGCGCCCAUCAUUGUGCAGUGUCUGGAAGAGGACCUGUAAAGUUGUGGUGUGGCUCAGCUGACCAAUGAGAUCAGAGCCAAGACAGCCAGGGAGCGGUGAGGAACAAUGCUGGCGCUGCACCUCUGCAUACUGAAGAUGUAUCUCUUUGGUGACGAUCAGCAGUGAUUCGAUCGUGUCACCCUCUGUACACCUCUCCUUCACACACACACACACACACACACACACAGGUAGAUAGAUAGAUUGGUUAUAGGCCACAGCAGUACAAUGAUUACCUAUUACUUAUUACUUUUUUUCAUAUUACAUAAAUACAUUUUGGUGUGAAAGAUUCGCCUUUUUUGUGUAAUAAGAAGUUGUAUAUUAGACUGAUGGAGUGGCCAUGGGUUCUUGUUUGGGUCCUACACUAGUGAACGUUUUUAUGUGUUUAAAUGAAAAUGAUUAGUUUGGUGAUUGGCCUUCCUCGUUUAAAGCUGCUUACUUUCGUAGAUAUGUAGAGGAUUAUUUUGUGCUUUUUAGAGACUCCACACACAUUCCGUUGUGUUUGGUGACAUUAAUUCUAGGCACCCGAAUGUAGAAUUUACUUGUUGAGUGGAGAACAAUGGUGCUCUACAUUUUCUGGAUGUACUCCAAACUCGUGUGGAUAAUAUACUUCACGCCACUGUCUACCUAAGCCAACUUUUAUUGGAUUAGGAAUAAAUUUCCCUUCUUUUGUGCCACAGCAAUUAAGACAUUGUUGUAUAGAUAGAGGUUACAGCCUAACUUCCUCUUGGGAUUUAUUUGACAAGGAGAUUAAGUUUCUUACUAUUUUUUUUUCCUUAAUAAUAGUUUUCCUCGUAAUGUUAUUAACACAGUUAUCUCAAAAUUUCUUGAUAGCAAAUUUAUCAAUCCCUCUCGCCCUUUUCAGGCUCCGGUGAUAACAAAAACUACAUUACGCUACACUUUUAUGGUCACUUGAGUUACCCUAUCAGGAAAACUCACACUACUUCUUUAAAAACAUACUAUCCUCAAACUAAAA
Portunus trituberculatus (swimming crab) is the source of this 3511-nucleotide messenger RNA. RefSeq lists its product as uncharacterized. Bases 1 to 2538 code for a protein of 845 amino acids. The transcript is spliced from 5 exons. Gene Ontology annotation, molecular function: protein binding. The record is from RefSeq and is a predicted model, not a curated record. NCBI's taxonomy places the organism in Eukaryota, Metazoa, Arthropoda, Malacostraca, Decapoda, Portunidae.